AUGUCUAAUAACAUAAAUCAUAAAAAAAUUUUAAAAUCUAUAAAUAAAAAAAUUUCUAAACGUAAUCUUCAAUCAAAAAUUGAAAGAUUAAUAAAUCAUAAUCAAGAAUUAAAAGAAUUCAUCAAAGAACUAAAAAACGAAAGACUUGCUUUCAAGAAAGAAAAUGAAGAUUUAAAAAAGAAAAAAAAAGACCUCAAAAUAGAAAUUAAAGAAAGAAAUUGUUACUUUUCUGAAUUUCAUAAAUUUCUUGAUACAAAAUAUAAAAAUAUUUAUUCUGAAUUUGUCAAAGAAUUCUCUCAACAAGAUUCAUUUAAAAAACUUGGAUUUUCUUUAGAUGAUGAAUUUUCAUCCAAUAUUGAAAUCAUUGAAAUUUCUGAUAAUGAAAUAGAACUUCCUGAAAUUAUCGAAUUGGAAUAA
This is a messenger RNA of Scutellospora calospora, 417 nucleotides long. The record is from the annotation of a GenBank genome assembly. Lineage: Eukaryota; Fungi; Glomeromycota; Glomeromycetes; Diversisporales; Gigasporaceae.